AAUCGAGUGCUUUGUAAUAAUUCCCCGGCUAAAUCGCGAAAACACUUUGAAUCCAGAAGCUCCUACUUUCCCUAACAUAACGAUGAUGUUCGAAAACCGGUGAAGUUGAGUGCGAAACAAAUGUAAUUCCUUCAACAGUCUAGUGUUCGUACAAAUCUUUCAUCCGCCAUCUUUACCAUGUGGUGUGGGAAACUGGUAACUAUCGUAAUGUCUUAACACAGGGUACCCAAAGUACAAGGCAGCUUUGCGUGCAAGGCUCGCUUCAGCGCCCUUAAUAUAUGAUAUGCCCAUGCAAAGGAAUAAAACUAGAGAGAAUACAUACAGAAUAAGAUAACGGCAAUAACAUGGCUACUUCAAAUCCUCCGUUAACCGAUGAACAGUUUACUAAAGGCAGAUUUUCUAACACCGUUGCCAUUGUGACUGGUGGUGCUUCAGGUAUAGGUGAAGCAACAGUCAAGAGAUUUGUAAACGAUGGAGCGACAGUGAUUAUCUUUGAUAUUAACUCGAAACUGGGUGAACAAGUUGUGACAUCGUUGACUGACCUUGGUCAUCAGGUUGAGUUUAUGACAGUGGAUGUAUCUGAUAGAGACCAGUGUAUACAGGCUGUGAACACUGUAGCUGAGAAACAURGAAAAGUCAACUUUCUUGUCAAUUGUGCUGUGUACUUUGGAAUGAAAGGCAUGACCGCAAAGGCUGAAGACUGGCAUAAAACAAUGACUGUCAAUGUUGAAGGAUGUUGCAAUAUGGUACAGGCAUGUCAUCCAUAUAUGAUCAAAGCGCAACUGGGGCAACGUGCUAUAGUAAAUCUAGCGAGCAUUGGAGGACAUCGAGCUCAGCCUUCACACCGUUGGACUUAUAAUGCCAGCAAGGGUGCUGUUAUAACGUUGACAAAGUGCAUGGCCUUCGACUUGGCCAAAGAUGGAAUACGAGUGAAUUCAAUCAGUCCUGGUUUCGCAUGGACRGGGCCUCUUAUUCAAUAUCCRGAGAUAACCGAYAGGAAAGAGAUUGAAGCAGUAUUUGGAAAAUACCACAUGAUGAAUAGGUUUGGUGAGACUUCAGAGAUAGCUGCAGCUGUCACUCAUCUGUGCAGCCGUGAUGCUUCUUUUAUUACUUCUGCUGAUUAUCCUGUAGACGGAGGGUACCUGGGAAUGAGUGCUGAAGGACAAGAUAGCAAGAAUUUGUAAAAAGAUCUGUUGGACCCAUUGGCURAACAUGAACAAUACUUGUUGUAAGAGAAUAAAAAAAGCAAAAAUUUUGGUGCAAGAAAAUAAUUAUCCUUUCUUGAAAAUAGUUACAACUAGAUGUUAAUCUAGCGUGAAGUCGGGCUAGCCUUAAUAAAUUGCAGUGUAAAAUGGCAAUAUUGAGACGACACUGGCGGCACGAGAUAACCGACUAUGGACUUGUUCAUGAUACGUACGGUAAAAAGUAGUUUUAAAAUUAUUUUUCUAACAUUGUUAACACGCGGUUUGUGCAAAUCGAAUUAUGUAGCAGUAAAUUGAGUGGUCUUUGUGGCCCAAGGAAGAUGUUGUAAAUAUCGGGCUUCCUGUGCCCGAUUAGCGCAAUGUGACGUCAGUAUUGUAUAGAACGCGCRUAUAUAAGAUCAAUAAAACWGUGUCAGGGAACUAAARCGUCAAAGGUUUUCCAGACAUCAUAGUUAGAUAGUAGUAGAGGAAGAACUAAAGCUGGUCUAGCCUAUKGCUACCCCGACUAAUAGAAGAUACAUUUUUAUAAAAUAAAUAAGGGAGAUUUGUAUG
This is a messenger RNA of Exaiptasia diaphana, 1754 nucleotides long. RefSeq names its product 3-oxoacyl-[acyl-carrier-protein] reductase FabG. Gene Ontology annotation, molecular function: oxidoreductase activity. The coding region runs from base 345 to 1184 and encodes 279 amino acids. The record is from RefSeq and is a predicted model, not a curated record. The transcript is spliced from 4 exons. Lineage: Eukaryota; Metazoa; Cnidaria; Anthozoa; Actiniaria; Aiptasiidae.